This is a messenger RNA of Bombina bombina (fire-bellied toad), 1116 nucleotides long. It is a transcript of the gene APOBEC2, whose product is annotated as apolipoprotein B mRNA editing enzyme catalytic subunit 2. Gene Ontology annotation, molecular function: cytidine deaminase activity; zinc ion binding; RNA binding. Lineage: Eukaryota; Metazoa; Chordata; Amphibia; Anura; Bombinatoridae. The record is from RefSeq and is a predicted model, not a curated record. Gene Ontology annotation, cellular component: cytoplasm; nucleus. The transcript is spliced from 2 exons. The coding region runs from base 174 to 899 and encodes 241 amino acids. Gene Ontology annotation, biological process: cytidine to uridine editing.
CCCUGUCUCUAUCACUCUCCUGAAAGCCUGUCCCUCUCCCCUGUAGUUUCCUGUCCAUCUGAAUCUCUCUUCUCUUCCAGUAUCUCUCCCUCUUCUGCACACUUUCUCUCUCUCUCCCUCUCUAUAUCCUUCUUUCUAUCCUCUCUGUUCCCCCUCUCUUGUACUUACACAUAAUGUCUCAGAAGAAAAAUAAAUCUCAGCCCCCACAAGUUGCCCUGGACCCACCAGAAGGAGCAGCCCCAGCCCCAGCCCCAGCGAAUGGUGAUGGGGAGGGAGACGCAGAGGCAAAGAAAAAGGAGAUGGAGGAGCUUCCCCCAUUUGAGAUAGUGGAAGGGAGCCGCAUUCCAGCCUCAUCCUUCAAGUUCCAAUUCAAAAAUGUGGAAUACAGCUCCGGACGCAAUAAGACUCUGUUAUGCUACACAAUUGAUCGAGAAAAUCAGAUUUAUCGUGGGUACCUAGAAGAUGAGCACGUUUCUGCCCAUGCAGAGGAAGCCUUCUUCACCAAGGUCCUUCCUCAGUUCCUUGCAUCAGGCAAAAUCAAUGUCACAUGCUAUGUGUCCUCCAGCCCAUGUGUAUCUUGCGCAGCUGCCAUUGCACAAUGCUUGAAACGUAGCAAGGCUCCAAAGCUUCGCUUUAUCAUGGCGCGUCUGUUCCAGUGGGAAGAAUCGGAGAUCCGAGGGGCCCUGCGUGCUCUCCGCACAGCUGGUGCCCAACUAAGCAUGAUGAAUGGGGCAGACUAUGCCCAAGUGUGGCAGAACUUUGUGGAGCCUGAUGUCACCUUUAAUGAAGAGGGAAACAUGGAAGAACAAGGAACUGAACAAGGAAUCUUUAUUCCUUGGGAAGAUUUAGAGGAGAAUGCCAGAUAUUAUGAAGAGAAGUUGAAUGAGAUUCUGCGCUAAGAGAUCAUUUUACUCCCUGGGACAUUUUUAGUGGCUGUAGAACAAUAAUAUUGCGGUGUCAUGCGAAUUAUUUACAUAUUUUGAUUCAGCUUAACUAUUCUCAACCACUCUCUCUUUGCUUCUAGAUCUUUUUUUUUUUUAAAAUCUAGAGAUUCUCACUGUCCCUCAAGUUCAUUUUUUCAUUAAAGUGCCUCAGUUUUUCUUCUUUCCGACAUAA